AUGAGCCCUUGCGCCAUCGCCGCUCUCCACUGCGUGGUUGUGGAUGAUCCAUCGUGCUCGGCGGCGAGGCUGGGGAGCGGCGGCAGCGCUGGCGCCUGCUGCAGUGUGAGAAGCGCGGCCCCUUCGAGCCGGGCAGCAAGAUCUUUCGGGAAGGUAGGGUGUAGUGGCAGCAACGCCGACAGCGUUGGUGGGAUCUGUCACCCGCUCGCGAUUGGGAUUUCGCGGUCGGAAGAGAAAUGGAGGAAGCGAAAUCUAGCGAUUCGCGCUGCCGAGCAGCAGGGCGGUGGUAGCGGCGGUGGUAGCGGUGGUGUGGUUCGAAAGAAGAGGCCGCCUCGGCCGACUUAUCCGGAUUCUCGAUACCACAUUGUCUUGCAGGGAUUCAACUGGGAAUCUCAAGCAAAGAAGCCUUGGUAUGACACUCUCAAGAGCAGGGCUGCGGAGAUCCAAGCUGCCGGCUUCACAGAUGUGUGGUUUCCACCACCUUCACAGUCGGUUGAUAAGCAUGGAUAUUUGCCGACUCAGCUCUACGAUCUUAACUCGUCGAGCUACGGGAAUGAGGCCCAGCUGAGGGAAUGCAUCGACGUCUUGCAUUCGCAUAACCUGUGCUGCAUCGCCGACAUCGUGAUCAACCAUCGAAGUGGCUGGAAGCAAGACUCAACUGGACACUGGAACCUUUACGAGGGUGGAACCAAGGACAAGAGGCUUGACUGGGGACCGUGGGCUUUGGUCAGCAACGACAUCUAUGACAGUGGUGGGAAGGGGUCCAAGGAUAGUGGUGAGAGCUAUGGAGCGGCUCCGGACCUGGACCAUUCCAACAAGCAAGUGCAAGACGAGCUCACAGACUGGAUGAACUGGAUGAAGGCAGAGAUUGGAUUCGAUGGUUGGCGCUUCGAUUUCGUCAAGGGCUACUCACCGGCCUACACCAAGAUUACGAAAACGGCAGGGCGGCUGCAAACCAAAGUAAGCGCGCAUUUGUUUCUCUUAGGAGAAUUGACUCUCUUGGUCGUCACAGAUACCCACAGGCAACAGCUUUGCGAUUGGAUUGAUGGGACUGGAGGACUUUCCUGUGUGUUCGACUUCACCACCAAAGGAGUUCUUCAAGAUGCCGUGAAGAACGAGUACUGGCGACUGCGGGACGGAGAGGGGAAGCCUCCCGGUCUUAUUGGGUGGUAUCCAACAAAAGCUGUAACGUUUGUCGACAAUCACGACACGGGAUCUACUCAGAGACACUGGAAUUUUCCCGAUGACAAAGUUCUCUUGGGCUACGUAUACAUCAUCACGCAUCCAGGCAUACCAUGCAUUUUCUGGGACCAUUUCUUCGACUGGGGGAUGAAGGACAAGAUCUCACAACUGAUGGAGCUGAGACGAAACAACGGCAUACACUCAGACAGCAAGAUCACGAUUCUUGCAGCGGACUUCGACAUGUACGUUGCCUGUGUCGACGAAAGGCUCAUCAUCAAGCUCGGAAACAGGUUUGACAUGGGCACGCUCGUCCCAAAUCCCACAGCGUGGAAGAUCAUCAUGACCGGACCAGAGUUCGCCAUCUGGGAGAACAUGAAAGAGCAUGCCAUCCUUCCACAGCCAAAGCUCACGUCCGAUAUUGUCAUCAACGCGGCUGGUGGCAGUGCGGCAGAUGCCACCAAGACAGACGUGGAGAUCAAAAUCACCACCGACAUGUCGUGUGGAACCGUGGGCCGGAUAAUGCAGGAGGUGCCCGGCCUCGUCUCAAACGCAAAGGACUUGAGCGACACCUUGAAGAGCUGCAAGCUCCCGCCUCCCAGCGGGAUUGACAACAGCAAGAACAAGGACACGGACAAGAGCAAGCCAGCAGCAGUGAAGCAAAAAGUGGAGAUCCAUGACGAAGACAAUGAGGUCGAUGAAGAUGAUGAGGACGACGAUGACGAUGAUGAAGACGAUGAUGAAGAUGAUGAAGAUGACGAUGACAAUGACGAUGACGACGAAGACGAGCGUGAGAAUGUUAAAAACAAGAAGAAAUGAAACUCACCAUUUCCCAUCA
Messenger RNA from Selaginella moellendorffii, 2017 nucleotides. RefSeq names its product alpha-amylase. Gene Ontology annotation, molecular function: calcium ion binding; alpha-amylase activity. The transcript has 7 exons. The record is from RefSeq and is a predicted model, not a curated record. Lineage: Eukaryota; Viridiplantae; Streptophyta; Lycopodiopsida; Selaginellales; Selaginellaceae. Gene Ontology annotation, biological process: carbohydrate metabolic process. The coding region runs from base 1 to 1998 and encodes 665 amino acids.